GUGUUUGGUUUCCGCGCCGCGCCGAGCUGAGCCGACAUGGAAACAACAAGCAGCACCAGCAGCGACAGUAAACCAGACGAGCAGCAGACAGAUGAGGGAAUGGAUGCGGACAGGUCCAUGUCGAGGUCCGACAGGUAAAGAUGUUCAAGGAGAACGUCUAAGGCACGAAACAGUGAACUGUGGAGGAAUAAACCACGAAACGAGCUCGUUUUUGUGAGCUAACACCGCUAGCUGGCUAGCUUUUACUGUCAUACCCACGCAUUGUGUUCGAGUGGUCUCAGUACACAUGGAAUAGGGGAUGGUUUUAAAGCACUUUGAGGAAAUGAUGAGGGGAUAUUUUUAAGCUCAAAUACGUAUAUGACUGAAUUUCGUUAGCAGUGUUAUUCCUUGCUUUCGUUGUGUUAACAGUAACACUUGCUCAUUCACUGACACGUAGCUCUAAUGACGCUCAGGAUGUGCAGGGACCAGGUUUCUGCUCAUCUGUCUGUAGACCUGUGAACGUGUCCGUGUGAACCGGGAUGUCAUGCAACUGAUCCCAAAGCUGUCCUUUAAGGUUGUUUUUGAUAUAAGACCAUGAUAUUCAUCUUUAGAGGGGCUCCUUUUGCAUAAUUUACUGCACCAGUGUGACGUGUCCUUGAGGUGAUCAGUCUGUCUCAGUGGGGUCUUAUUGAAGUCCACGUCUCUCUAAAAUGCCCUUCAGCCCCUCUGUGUUGUUGCUCUGGUGUCUUUCAUCUUCUCCUUGAUGAUACUCCAGAGGUCCUCUGUGGGGUUCAGGUCAGAGCAGUUGAUUGGCCGAUCAAGCUCAGCAAUAUCAUGGUCAGCAAACCAGGUUCUGGUGGUUUUGGCGCUGUGGGCAGGUGCCAAAGAAAACCUGUAUCUCCAUUAGGGCUGCACGAUGUGGGAAAAAGUUUAUCACAAUAUUUUUUUUUCAUGUCAGUUGAUAUCGAUGUAUAUUGUGAUAUAAAAAAUGAAAUUAAACAGUGUUUAUUGGUACCAUGUCUUUUACAAUACAAUAAGCUUCUGCAUCUAUGAGGUCUUUGUGUCUCUUCAACAUUUUGUCAUAAGGAGUUGCGCUACAGAGAGCAAUUGGCGUGCUCUGCCGCAUGGCACUGCUUCAGGUGGUGAAAAAGAUUUGAGGUAUUCCCCGACUUUGUGAGAACAUGUUCUCGACAUAAUUUGCAGUGCACACCACUCUGCUUUAGGGUUGGGUAUUGUGAAUCGAGCAGCGAUGGGGACCGGGACUAACAUUUAGAUUCUCACUGAAUCGUUCAAAUUUUAAAAUUUCGAUUCCAAGUUUUGAUGCCGGAGUCUGCCGACCGGAAGAAAUAGCUGCCAAACACCAAUGAGGAAGACGCGCUAAACACCAACGAGGCCUAUAUCUGCAUUUUUGACGGAAAAACACCCUCUGCCUCAUUUUCUAUUUAGCUCUGUCGGCUUCAUGUGUUAAAGUGCUAUGGUUGCGUGUAGCUGCAGCCAGUUGUUUGCUACUUGGUUCUAAUUCAGCACGAUUGAUUCAGCGCAAAGCAGAUCCGGAGAAACUCCCCUUUUCAUUGGCUAUUUGUAUCAUCUACCAAAACAUGCUGACUAUUGAAAAGGAUAUUGCCAUGUUUUAUAUCGAUAUUGAGGGAAAUUAAUUUUCGAUAUAUAUUGUUAUCAUUUUAUCGCCCAGCCCUAAUUUCCAUUCUCUCCAAUGUAAGAAAAUCUAAGUAAACUACAUGAAAACCUUCACUGUAAAUGCAACAAAUAUGACAGAAUAUGUGAGAAUUUACUGUUUUGAUUUCAUUUAUGGCAGAAAAAAAACUCAUUGUGGAUUAUCAGGACUCUCUGAGGUGCAGCCAAAUGAUGACAGCCUUACUCAUGUGAAUGUUGACCCCACUCUGUUCCAUGCUGCGUUCAGGGGCAGCGGUGUGAUUUCCUGGGAAGGGUUUGGUUAGUUCUUCCUCCCUUCCCCUCAGCCACACCGACAGCAUCACUGUAGAGAGAAGAGAGAUGGACUCUGGAGAGCUCUGACCACCUCUCAUAUCUCUGCAGGACAAUGGAGCAUCUGCAGACCCACAGAAGUUGAAAGUUUUUAAACUUUUCUGAGCCUGCAGAUACUACAGAAGGACUUAAAUGCCUGUAUCUGAGCCGCAGCAGGGGGGCAACUAUGAGCUGAUGAGGCAUCUCUGAUGGCAGCCAGUAUUUACAGAGUAUUCAACACAUACAAGUAGAGCUGGGCAGUAAACCCAGAAUUUACAGAUACCGAAAUUUACGACAAUAACCAACGUCAUUUUGCCCAUGUCAGUGUAUUUGGUGUGAAAAAAAAAAAUAAAAGUUAGUUUUGGAUGUGUGUAGGCAGGCUAUGGUCUAAUGUCCCUUUUAAGACGCUGUCCUACAUCAGAGACGUGACUCCACACCUGAUUCAAAUGAUCAGCUUGUUAUCAAGCUCUGUAAUGGCUUACUAACGAGCUGAUCAUUUAAAUCAGGUGUGUUGGAGCAGGGAAACAUCCAAAACAUGCAGGACAGUGGACCUUGAGGACUGGACUUGAGAACCACUGGUCUUGAGGGACAUCUUGUGUGUAAAAUCCUUAAUUAGGUAGCCACUGCCACAUUUUGAUGGCACAUAUUGUCAGUGCAACCACAUUUUAAAGAGUUAGCUUUUCCAGAUUUUUAAUAUUUAGUGAAUUACUGCAAUUGGGAAUUCACUUUAUGUCAGCAACAGUUAGAGCUGGUCAAAAUAAGAGGGUGGUAAACAAAUGUCAUAGGCCAACUUGACUAAAAGAAGCUCUGAAGUGACAGAAUCUGACCAAUGUUUCAAAGUUUAUGGGUCAUUUAGAUGUUGAAGGCACAAGAAGGAGAGGUAGGGUCUUGGGGUCCUCCUGCAAGACAUUAGGGGUGUCAAACAGCAUGCAGGGGUGGGGCUAACAUGGAUGGACACUUGCCUCAUGCUUGUAUUGACAUAAAGCAGAGGCAAGUGUUAAUCGAGCUAUCGGAAAAGCAGGUUUCAACUUAAAUUCAAAAUACUUUAUUGAAGUCAGGGAUAGAGACAUUAGCUAGUCAUCAAUAAGAGACGAGUCAGCCUCAGACCUCAGAGACCAGGAGCUAAACCCAUGAAAAAAGCCAGUUUGGGGAUACUGAUUCUGCCAUUUGUUGUCCUCUGUCAUUUUCUCCAGUGGGAGUGGAGAGGACUCCCUGGACAGCAUCCCUGACUGUAUCCCCCGGUGCCCUUUGACCCCGUCUCUAUCCCCACAAAAAAGGACUACGAGCCGGUCUAAGACUGAACCUCCUCUGCUGAGGACCAACAAGCGGACCAUCUACACUGCUGGGAGACCCCCCUGGUACAACGUCACCGGGACUACCUUCAAAGAGGCCUUUGUGAUUGGUGAGAGACCGAACAACCAUCUGCGACACCUGUCAGUCCUGUACUGCAGAGAGUUCACACUACAGUCACUUAUUACUGUGUAAAUGUUCCUCAAAGCAUCCAACUCAUUCAACCCCACUUCAGAAUGACUGGAAUAUCCCUUUAAUGCUUUAAAAAGAGACAAAAAUCAAACCUUUCUUUUGUUUUUAUUUUAUUUGUGUGACUUAUAGAUCAAAUCUGGACUCUUGAAGUGUUCAUGAUGACUUUACCGUUUUCACAAUCCUGUCCAUCCACACAGGAAAAUAUCUCUGCAGCAGCUUUAAAUUGAGCCAUACCUGAAAAUGUGUGUGUGUGUGUGUGUGUGUGUGUGUGUGUGUCUGCAUGUGUGUCUGCAUGGGUGUAGUUAGACAUUCGUGAAGCCAGUGUUGUGUAGCUAAACUCUGCAGAUUGGCAUGAGCAGGAGUACACAGAGGGAGAGGUGGACGUUGUCUGUAGCAGGUAAUCUGUUAUUGUCAGCGGACCGCAGUGGCUGCUUACAAUUUCACACUCUACUGUACUGUGGUCGAUGUGGUUCAGGUUCAGGUUGUGUAACUGCAGGGAACUGGAGAGACGGAGCAAGUACAGAGAGAAGAAACCAACCUGCAGGAAAGGUCAAGGAAAGGAAAGAAGAGGAGAGGAAAGAAAAGAAAAGGAAAGGAGAGGAGAAGCUGGCUACAUUGACGUUAACAUACUAUUCCUUUUUUUGAAGUAUGAAGUAAGAAAUAUGGAUAAUGGGGAAAUAUAGCUGACCAAUCAACUUUGCAACAAGGGAUCUAGGGUUUCCACCAUUCUUAGUCAAUGACUUCCAGAGUAUAUUUUUUGCAUGACCUAAAUUAGAUAUGCAAUAUUGUCUUACCAGGAGGAACGGCAUGUAUGUAUUUUCAGCCAACGAGGAAUGCAAACUCAAGCUGGCUGUAUCUGCUGCAGAGAUAGCGGAAGAUGAAUGAUAAAAAGAGGAACAACAGAAGAUAUCCGGGGUUGUUUCCUUUCUCUCCAGCCCAGUUUUAUUGCUAAUAGAAAAGGCAGUUUUAUCUGCUCCAUUCAGUGACCAGGUUUCACUGCACCCAGAAUUGGCCACCACUGCAGAAUCUGAAGAAACACAAUAAAAAGGGUUUUGUUCUUUUAAUGCCCGUUUCUAAGUCAGAAGUGGUUUCAGUAACCUCUGUAGAGCCGUAUAAUCACACAUAGAAAUGAGCAGCUGCUGUGGUUUGUGUGUGUGUGUGUGUCAUCAGCCUCUCAGUCAGCAGUUUUGACCUUGAUGGGUCUUAUCUGAGCACGAAAAAGCCCACUCCAACACUUCACCGAGAGUUGUUUAUAACACAGAAGGAGCUCCGUAGGCUAUUUCUGUUCUUGCACGCACACACACCAAUAAAUACACAACUGUCGGCAGCCCAUGCAUCCCGUUCUUUACCUCUUCAAAAGCCUGCAAGCGUGUAGUUCUGGCCCUCUUCCCGGGAUUCUUAUCCUGAAGGAUUGCCAUUUUGGUCUUUAACCCGGGGAGUCGACUGAGGUGAACCAUGGAUCCAUACUUACUCUUCUUUUUUACAUUGCGGGGACUGAAGCCAGUAUUUCUAACAUUUUUAAGCUUCUGACAGAAACUAAACAUAGUUGCAUCAAUAACUUGUUGUCCCUGGUUGGCCUUUGGUGCAAACCUUUACUCCUGAACAGGAAAAGGCAAAUAAAAAUGACACACAAUUUAGUGAGAAAGUGCUGUCAUGAUAUGAUUACUAUGCAGUGCACCAGCAGGUACAUGAACGGUAUAUUAAAGCACUUUUUUCCGAGAGCGUUCAGUCACCAUCAAGGUUCCUGGGGUCCUGGACAGAAAAUCAAUCAGGAUCAUACAGCCAUCAGAAUCACAUAUAAAAACAAGGAGAGCUUUUCCAGUACCUUCUGCUGGCUUCUACUUUGAAAAAAGUAUAGAUGGAUUCAGACGGGACUGCAAAGAAUAACUGUUUUAAUGAUUAAAUCAACCGGUUGAUGAACCAGAUAAUUAACUGCACGAUUACUAAUGGCUCCUAUUACAAUAACAGCUUUUAAAUCAAACAGUCCUCCUACAAACAUCAUUGAUACUCAAUGUGAGCCAAAGUUUUAUCUUGGCUUAAAACAUCAUACAGCAUAAUUAGGGCUGUACAAUAAUGAUAAAAAAUGAAAUAUUGGUAUUUUAGUGAAUUUUGCUUGUUAAUAAAAAAUUAUGAUAUAUUGCACCCCUAAAAAAUGCAACAACUAAAAAAUUGUCUUGCAUUAGGGCUGGGCGAUAAACUGAAAAUUUACCAAAACCAAAAUAUACGACAAUCACUGAUGUCAUUUUUGCCAUAUCGGUAUAUUUGGUGUGAAAAAAAUAAAUGAAUAAAAGUUGGUUUUGGAUGUGUGUAGGUGGGCUAUGGUCUCAUGUCCCUAUAAGACGCUGUCAGAGACUAACUCCAGUCCAUAACAAAGAGGGAAAGACAGGUGAGGAGAUGGAGUAUGGUUCAAAAGUUGCAGAAACUAGAGCGGCGGCUGAAGUAGUGAGGGACGGAGUGAGCAGCUCGUAGAGUAGUUAUCGUCUAUUUACGCUUAUCGAGGUGAACUGCUCAAUAUAUCGCGAUAUUGAUUUGAGGCCAUAUCGCCCAGCCCUAUCUUGCGUUGUACCAGCUCUCAUUUUAUAUUAGAUGCUGUCAGUGAAAUCAAUCAAAAAUCUUGAUCCCAAAAAAGAGGACACUACUAUGCGGGGCGGAGUCGCGCACAAAAUUUUGAGCCACGCUUUAGAUCAUUUCUGCUACUUUUCAUACUGUCUGCAAUGUUUUUUUCCUCAAAGUCUCUGUUCUUGUUCGUGUAGACUGGUACUUGCGAAACCGUUUUUCAAGGCACCAGGAAGAAAGGAAUCAGUAAGGGAAUCAUUAAGAUAAAAUGUAAACAAGGUCGAUGGAUUGAACCAUUUGAAACCGAUUCUCAACAAGAACCGGUUCUCAAUUCCCAUCCCCAACUUUAACUGAUAUUAGUGCUCAAGUCAAACUCUUAGAAUUAGCUCUAAGAAUUAGUCGACUUGGCUCCAUCUGCAGGAAUCUGUAGCCUAGCUUGCCUGCUGACUCUCCUUGCAGUUUUUCAUGAUAUGGGCUAAGAUGAACAGCAUCCAACCAUCCAGCCAAUUAACUGACAAUUAAACUCAUCUGCAACUAUUGUAAUGAGAUCGAAAAACCCAAAGCUGCUAAUGUUUCUUGACUGCAUUUUGCUCUGUGUUCUGCUCCUGAAGGUUUGUGUGGAGGAAGUGCUUCUGGGAAAACCACAGUGGCCAAUAAGAUCAUUGAAGCGUUAGACGUCCCCUGGGUGGUCCUGCUGUCUAUGGACUCUUUCUACAAGGUAAAGAAUCCAAUUACUGACCGGGUUUAAUGUAAACUGGAGCAAAAAUACGGCCUCUUUUGUAAGUAUUUAUGCAGCAGUGAUUACAGCACAAACGGCUCCAUUAAACAGCUGUAAUCGCUGCUUUAUCUAUUAAAUCAGCUCAGUGGUAUUUCAGGGAACCAUGUCAGCAAUAUAAACCCAGUCUUUGAUUUUUAAUUAAUCAGGUUUUAAUCAAGAAAUGAUUCCCUGUCAGUGGAUAUUAAAUUCAAGCGUAAAAAUCAGAUCCUGGACUCGGUCAUUAGUGCUGAUUUCAGCGCAAUAAGCAAAACCUCCUGACUGGUAAAGACCAGACUCAAUAGCUCAUAUCAGUUAGACCGCCUGCUCCUCUGGGACUGGACUCUGAUUGUUGUCCAGUUUGCUUUCCUCACAGAGUCAUACACGGUCCAUUAUAUCUGCACCUCUCUGUAGAUUGAUCAACCUCGCUGCUGUAAUUGAACAUUAUUGAGUGAGUUUUGCUCUUUCAGGAAAACUCCACUCUGAGGCUUCGCAGUGUCGGGUUAUGCAAGUCGGUGGUGUCGCUAACAGGCCGAUUGCGCAGAUUUUGCAGCUAAAUUUGUGCAAUGAAACAAUUAAAAAACACAAUAACAAACGUAAUAGCUACUGGCAAGUGCAUGUCUUUGGAGAAAGAUUGAAAUUUUGGCCAAAUUUUUGCAGAAAUGUGUGACGGUUUAAACACUAAAUCAAAUAUGGACAGAGAGAGAGAUAGAGAGAGUAGAUAAAAUCCACACUGGAGUCCGUCUCUGAGUUUGAUCCAUGGAGGAAAAUAUGAAGUUUUAUCGGGUUUGAUUAAGAAUGUAAUUACAUUUUUUUUGCUGCACAGUAGAAAGAUCUCCAGAUGUUCAGUCAUCCAUCUCCUGAAGUAGAUUAACCUAGAUUUGAUACAACUACAAAUGAUCAAAUAUUCAUUAAUAUACUAAGAUAUAGUAGAAAGUCAUUGGGCCUAAUUUAUUUUCCCAUUUCUGCUCCACAUAAAAUGUUUUCACUCUCUUCUCUGCUGAUAAAAAGAUUUUAUCUCUCUGUUUGAGAUUGUAAAUAUUCAGUUUUUAUGUACAUUUUCUCUGCCCUUUAUUUCUUCAUCAAAGUGUUGCUUCUGUUGUGAAUAUCUAAAGUGAUCCUGGUUGUAAAAUCUCUUCACUCGAGCUUCAUCUCCUCUGUCAUCUGGUGUUUUAGGUGUUGAAUAAAGACGAGCAGGAGCUCGCAGCCAAAAACGAGUAUAACUUCGACCACCCCGACGCUUUCGACUUCGAGCUGCUGAUCACCGUCCUCAGGAAGCUGAAGAAAGGGAAAAGUGUAAAAGUCCCCGUGUAUGACUUCACAACUCACUGCAGAAGAAAGGAAUGGGUGAGACCGUCACGCUGACUGAACCCUCACUGUGUCUCCUGAUUUUCUUUUCAGCAUGAUUUAUGGUCGGACAAAAAUAGUUGACAUAAAUCUGAAAAACAUAAAGAUUUGACUUAUGCUGUGCCACGUCGCCCUUGACCAAUCACAUCCCCGAAUAAUUUGGGUCCUCUGUUUAUUCAAUUCACCACAUAAAGUAACCGUAGCUGUUACAAAUCACCAAACACCUCCUGGGAUGUUAUGGAGCUGGUGCCAGUGGAGACGCCUGCUAAUUAGCUAAUUAUUAAGGAUUUAGUGAGCAGGACAUUAACCCAAGCAGAGCCCACAAUCCCCCUCCUGAAAGCGCUGUGAAGAAUCAAUCUGGUGUUGUAGUCCUCUGACAACUCCUCUCUAUUUCUUUGCAAUGUAAUUUCAUGGCUGAAAGGCACAACACCACGCAGGAAAUCGCCUAUCAGGACUCGUGCCAGUGAAAUCCUUUUAUAGGCCUUUUGUAGUGGAGUGAAUGUAAUUAAGCCCGAGGCCCCGACCAGGAUGUAUACUCUCUGUGUGUUUAUGUUUGUCUGUUUUAUACAAACCAAAGAGAACGAGGAAGAGAGUGUAGCAGCUCCUUCUUCUUCUUCUUCUCUGCUACAACUAGAGGUCACCUUUUCUCUCCCACCGCUAAAUCGUCUCCUCCCAGAGAACGGGGAAAUGAACGGAUCGAUAAACGCUCGUCUGUUUCUUUAAAAUUCACUUUCCGCUUUUCUCACAUGAACCUCGCCUGAACGCGCGCAGCCUCUCUCCCUUUGCUUCUCUCUCUCUCUGAAUCGAUACCCAAGUGUCCAGUCCAUUGACUUCCGUGUGCAGCUGGUCAGUGGAAGGUAAUAGGAUUGUGACAUACUCAGCACCAUUUUGUCUUUGAUUGAGACAGUGAUUAAUCUCUCUCUCUCUCGCACUCACACACAAACACACACAUGUAUGUCCCUCAGCGGUUAUUUAGAAGUUUCAUGGUGAGGUUUAUCAGAAAACGGUUGUAUAUUCCCUUUACAGUAUAUCAUAAACAAUGAACAACAUAAGAACCCACACAAAACGGCGCUUUAACUUCAGAUGAACUUCUUCUUCUGCUUCUUUUUCGUCAUCAUGGUCAGGUGAAACACUGCAUGCACAUGUUUUGGUUGUAGCUCAUAUUUGUCUUAUUUUCUACCUGUUUCUGACUUAAAUCUUUGCAUGUCUCUCACUCCUACUUGACUUCUUUGUGGAGUUAUUUUUGUUUCUAUUAAACUCACUAAAGUAAGCUCAUCAGUUUGAUUCGUUCUCCUCAGAAAACGGUGUACGGGGCCAAUGUUGUCAUCUUUGAGGGGAUCCUGGCUUUUGCCAACAAGGAACUGCUGAAGGUAAGAAAAACUUCAACAUAUUAUCGCCUCAGGUUGUGCGGUUUAAUGAUGGAUUAUUUGGAUUCAGACUUUUCUCAUUUCCUUCUUUUCUGUUCUGCGUCGGUCCUAAUUAAUGACUCUGUCUCCUCACAGAAGACCAACAGACUGAUUAAUGGUGAACCGCUCUUCUGAUUCACCGCAGAGACGUUAAAUAAGUUAAUUUAUCUGUGUGAAGAAAUGCUUUGUAAGGACGAGGCUGACAGAGGAGUUUUUAUGAAGUAUUACUCAGUCGGUUUUCUUCGCUCACCUUUAAUCUGCUCACUGAUUCUGUACAAAAAUGUUGAAUUAAUUCCUGCAGUUUGGCUCUGGUUGAAAUGCAUGACUAGUUUUUGUUUGUAGUUUGCUUUUACUCCAGGUAAGAUCGACCAAAUAGGCAGGAUUAGUGUUUAGAGCAUGUACAGGUGUAUGGAGAGAAGGCUUGGGUGAUUUGGCAAAAAAAUCACGAUGUAUAAAGCAUCUGUACUAAAAACUAAAGAAACUAGAGAUUUGUUCAACAUUUUAUUAACAUACAAAAUAAAUAACAAAGAAUAAGAUACACUAAGAAAAAUAUAAAAAACAGUUUUAACUCAAGAGUACAACAAAUGUAGAUAAAUACUAAAUAAUACAGUGAACUAGAUUACAGUCCUAAGUAUUUAUGCAGGUAUGCAAGACCCAGAAUAAACAAAUCACCCUCUCAGGGAUAAUGAAGACGAUUUAAAAUCUAAACAUUAGAUGAUGUAAAUUUAGAUGAUAUGAUUGAUUGCUGCUUUGGUCUGGUGGCUGCACUGCUAAUGCUACUUAAGCCGUCAGCAGUGUCAGGCUGUACAGACUCCACUUGCAUUUUAUGCUUUCCGUAUAAUCACACGGGAAGAACUUCUUCAAAUGAUUAAACAGAUCUGUUAUGUUGCUGGUUUUUGAGGGCACCGACUGCCGACAUACCUUGCACAUCGGCUUAUUUACUCUACGUCACUUUGGAGAUACCCGAACCACCACCACACAACCGACAUUGAAGGUUCAUGGUUCAGGUUCAUUGAAGAUUAACAUCUUCGGAGGAUGAGUCAAAGUCACGGCUGACACCUCAGCUUCACCUUUAGCUCCAUGUUCAGUCAUUCUGUUUACUUCCCCUGUUUAUUUCUCCGGCAACUUACAUAACUGAGCAGGAAAAGCUCGAUUGUGGUUGGCUGGUGCGAUGCACAUUUCCGUUAUGUUUGAUUGAGCAAAAAUGCUCACAGCUGAUCACCGUGAUCGAACUGAAUUUUAUCACUAUCAUCAAUCACGAUCAUAUAAUCGCCCAGUCCUAAUGGAGAGCAAAAGCAGGUGGAACAACAUCACAGCUCCCAUGACUCAUUUUUAUCUUUUUUUAAAACAGUUAUCUGUAUGUAAGGUCGUGUUCACACCAAAAGGUCUGUUUUCUGAUACGAACCAAGGCGAGGAUGAUACAUUGAUGAUAGACUGUUGCAAUUUCUCAGCUGGUCCAGCUUGUUCACAAAGGCCAAACUCAAACGGUCCAAACAUUGUCACGUGACGGCAAAAGCUGUUCAGUGAUUGGUUAUACAGUUUAGGCAGGUAGACGACAAAUCCUUCGCGAUUUUUACUGUACAUCAUGAAGCAUUGUCUGCUCAUUUUGAUGUUAGCGCUGAUCUGGACUGCAUAUCAGCAGACUUUAACAGACGGCGCGUAUGAACAGCUGGGAAGACUGCGGUGAUUAAAAAAUUUAUUAAUACACUCACAUCGCAGGAGACGCUCUGCAAUCGGACAGUCAUAUCACAGAAGAGGACAAGCAAUAAUGAGCAAAUCUACCUCUGUUUUUUUUUGAGGCAUGCUUCCUGUGAUUGAUGCGGAUGGGGUUCACACCAGAAUUAAACCGCUCUUGAGUUCACUUGAUAGUGGUCUGAGACCACCCCUACCAGGCAGACCCAAAAGCGGUUGACUGGUCCGCACCAGAGGUCGAGGCCAGUGUUCACACCAACCAAAACGAACCACACCAAGGAGGUAAACACUCAGGGUUCAGUUCAACUGGACCAAACAAGGCUGGUGUGAACGUGACCUGAAAUUAACAAACAGUUCAGACUAGAUCAAACUCUUUAACUUGAGUUUAAAGUUUUCUUGAUGCUGUUUCACUAAAAGCCAAUCAGUGUUUUGAGCUCGAAUUUACAGUGAAACUGAGACUCAGCAGAAACAGAUUACAGACAGGAUUCAACAGACUGAGACAUGACGGUGUUUACUUUGACGUACAUAUCUGGAGGAGGCGGGAACCUAAUCCGCAUAAUAAUUAAUUUAGUGUGGAGCUAAAAUUAAGGUCAUCAGCAGCUUGGAUUUUUGUGUGUGUGACGAGGAGACCGGGUCAGUGAGGGGGAAAUUAAUUCAGCAGACUUUACAGCUGUUGAGGGUGUGAGCUGGUCCGUGGUGAUAAGACUCCAGGCCUCCUGUGAGACCUCAGCUGUGUUGUUGAUUAGCCUCUGAUUCUCCGUAUAACAGCCACUGUCCACUGUGAUUAAUUACGUUUAAAGUCCUUGUGGUUGGAGUUGAUUAUUGCUGCAGAUCUGUUAUGCUAAUGGAGAGGUCCAUGGAGAGGUCUGCUUUGAGGGAGAUGAACAUGUUAGUCACCAGGACAGGGAGAUGAUUUAUCUGUUAAUGAUUGUACAAAACUGCAGAGACCACAGUGGUCGUCGUUGAACCGUUAAAUUUAUCUAUGCAUACCCCCAAAAAGUGAAACCAAAACAGGAGGGGGUAACUUGUUAAAGUAAAGGUCACACUUUCCACCUCUGCUAAGCUAACAGAUAGGACACGUGUCGAACAUUUAGAUCUAAAAAAAAAAAAAAAGGAAAUUUUUCAUUUCAGUAUUGUAGCAGAAAUUAAUAAUAAACACCUUUUUUUUGGUUUUGUUUUAGUGUAAAAUUAAAUAACUAUUUGGUUUCAUGGAAAUGUGUGGUGUUAAAGGACAUCAAAAGUCAGUAUUGACACGAAGAAUAAAGUUUUCAGGGUUUCCAAUGACUUUAAACCUGUAACCAUGAGGCACAAAGAUGUUUAAGUACAUAUUACCCUCAUUUAUAUCGUUUCAUUUCAUGUAAUUUUUUUUCACCCUCUAAUACACACACUUACCAGUUCUUCUUCUCUCAACACACUCCCUGCCCUUUUUGGUCGUGAUUUUGAGCCCAUGCAGGGAAUUCCACUUAAGAGUCUGUUUUUUGUGUAGUCCUGUCCAUGAACCCAAAGAUCAUAGCCGUCCAGUUCCGUCUCGGUUUCUCAGAGUGAUAUUCUGUCCUAUAGAUGAUGAACCCCAAACUUCUUUGUAAUUUAAUUCUCGGAAAUCACUGAACUUUUUCUACACCAAGUCUCUCACAGUGUUAAACCUCUUUCCAUCUUCAAUUUUAGAGACUCAGCCUCUCAGAAAUGCUCUUCUUAUACCCAGGCGUCUUACUAACCUGCCGCAGAAUGAUCUAAUUUUCUCAGAGAUAUCUUUUGAAGUGUGUCACUGGCAUCAAUAUUUUUCAUAAUCCAGUAAACUUUUCAGUGUUAGGAUUUCAUAUGUCGGCUUUGCUCUUGCCACAAUUAAAAGAUUUGUAAAUCCUUAAACUCAACAUUUUAAACAGCCUGCUUUGUGAAAGCAAAAGGUACAAUCCGUCAACAUUUACCCAGCGUGACUAUAAUAAUGCUUGGGUGGCCUGCACAGAUACAAAGUGGUUUUACUGAAAUGUGAAUCAUGCAGCGCCAGUUCAUCCUUUGUAAUUUGGACUAAAUCAGUGGUUCUCAAGUCCAGUCCUUGAGCCCUCCCCCCAACACACCUGAUUCAAAUGAUUAGCUCGUUAUUAAGCCAUUCCAAAGCUUGAUAACGGGCUGAUAAUUUGAAUCAGGUGUGCUGGAGCAGGGAAACAUCCAAAACAUGCAGGGGGGGGGGCUCGAGGACUGGACUUGAGAACCACUGGACUAAAUCUUUUGAAAUCGGCCUUUAAACCGAGAGAUGUAUGUGGAAAGCGUUUGUUAAAGAUAAGGAUCAUCUACUUUUUUUUCUGUUGUGACAAAAAGCCACUUUGUGUGUUCCUGAUGGAGCAGGUUAGGAAAUGAUCUACAGACCCGGCCCUGCUCUCUAACCUUUGGGAUCAACCCACUCCUCAUUCCUCGCCCCACAGUAGGCUGACAGUCGUGCUUAUCCAGCAACAUGCUGUCAUUUGGUCUUUCAGAUUUACAGCAGACUGAAUCCUCUGGCUUGUUGUGCAUCUGAGUUAUACCUUUCACAUCCCUCCGCCAUCAUCAUUUAAAUCACUCACAAACUUCUUUUCAUCUCCGCAGUCGUCGAUAGUUCUUUUGGUGAGCGCCGCUGAGGCCUCUUUUGUUGUUGCGGCUGUGUCGUGAUGCCGCCUCAUUGAUUUUUCCUGGUUUUGCUGAGUUGGGCUUCAGUGUAAUGGAGCUUGCUGGACAGAUGAACGGCUGACUGACUCUGGAAAGCGACAAAGAUAACUAAUGUCUCUUCGGUUUACACUUUUGAUCCCUCAACCCGUCCUAACCUCAGACGUCACAUCUCGGCUGUAAAAAUGUCAAAUCAUGGAAGCAACUCUGAAAAUAUUUCUUCAGUGUGCAGCAAAGCAGCACAGCCUCCAUUUUUUUUAGUCUUUCCUGAAGUCUCCCUCAGUCCAACACACAUCGUACGUUUAGUUCAGUGUUGAUUAUCUAGACCAGGCCACAGAAACGCAGCUGAGUUCAUACAUUAAUGAGUAAAUACAGCUAACACGCUCAAUUUAUCCUUUCAGCUGCUAGACAUGAAAGUGUUUGUGGACACUGACUCCGACAUCCGCCUGAUACGGAGGCUGAAGAGGGACAUUUCCCAGCGUGGGCGGGACAUCAGCGGCAUCAUCAAACAGUACAACAAGUUUGUAAAGCCGGCGUUCGAGCAGUACAUCGAGCCCACGGUGCAGUCUGCUGACAUCGUGGUGCCGAGAGGUGUGAAACUCAUCCUCCUCCUUUUUCUAAUUUCCUGUUAUUUAAACUCAUUUUCAUCCAUCAGAAGUUUCCCCUUCAGUGUUCAGAUAUUUUGUUUUGUUUUCUCAGGUGGAGAAAACUUUGUAGCGCUGGAUUUGAUUGUCCAGCAUGUUCACAGUCAGCUGGAGAAGGUGAGAGUUUCUCUGCUUGUUUUUGUUUCUUUUCUUCCCGUUCAAGCCCAAACUGAGUCAGCUUGUUUUUUUGCUUUUUCCCCCUUUUAUAUAUUCUGAUCCUUUGUUGGACCAGUGUGUGUUUUGUUUUCUUGAAAAUGUUUUCCCCAAACCUCAGCCUGUAAACUUCACUCUCUACUUUUGUGAGGAAGGAGUAUUUCAGAGGAGAAUCUGGGUUUUUUUGCCUCCUUUUCAUUAGUUUUUCCCAAACCUAGAAAAAAAAGUCAAACACACCUAAAGAAAAAACACACGACACUUUGAAAGCAAAAAUAGCAGGGGAAUUUCUGGUAAAAUUUCAGUGUCCUGUACAGUUUGUCUCUGAACACCUGCCUUCACUGCUGGUCAAACAACGUCAGUGUAAUCUCCUCAGAUCAAACCGUUUAGCUUCAAAUUGUUACGACUAGACCCAGAAUUUAAAGCUCCUGUCAGAGUUUUUAGCUCUUAAUUAAAAGACUAAAAUGACAUCUGGUGCUUUUUUAUGACCUUUUAAACCAAAGAAGACCAUCAACAACAAGUUUGAAAAUUUGUAUAUUGUAUUUUUUGAUGCGUAGAACCGUUGAAGCAGGGUAGGUGAAAACAAAGUGAGUGACAGCACAUGUAGAAAUGACACAAUUUUUGUUUAGUAAAAAUCACAACCAACAAAUAAAGAGCAAAGACAUUAGAGCUUUGGACUUAAGGGGCACCAAAACCAGCACAGAAAGUUCUUGAUAGGUGCUUUAAAACAUAACUUUUUUUUUUAAUCUUAAAGGAAGAUGCAGAAUCAGAUUAGAGUUGUAUAAGAGUGGCAUUACAGAGCAUCGAAAUUACGCAAAAACAUUGUUUUAAAGCCACUUAUAUUGAAGUUGGUUUUAAAGCUCCUGUGAGGAGUUUUUAAUUGGUGAUUAAAAAAACACUGAAACUCACACUGAUGCCUCUUUAUGACCCACAAAGUCAGUUGAGACCAUCAGCAACAAGAUCCACCAUCUUUGUAUCCAAGUUUUUAAUGCCUGUAGCUUUUGUGAGACGGUGAGUGUCAGACGAGAUGAUUGACAGCACAUGCGGAAACAGCUAUCCACUACUUUUUCGUGACUAAUAUUUAUGAUGACUGAUAUAUUUUCACUGUUAAAGGCAGAUAAGAUGAUAUAGAAAAGUCUACAAAGGCAGAAGAGGGAUAACUUUGUCCACAGGGGGCGCCAAAGUCACUCACAGGAGCUUUAAAACAGUAGCAUUUACCAUUCUGUAGGUUAUGAUACUAGACGGUGCAAACACAUAACUAAUGCAGCGAUAACACCGGGUGUUGUAAAUGUAAUGGUACAUGAGAGUGAGUUAAAGGUUUUAUUGGCCUGUUAGUUACAGAAUAUCGCAGACUAAAGUGAAGAUUAAAGAGGAAAUCUGGGAAUAAAUCUGCACCCUGAGCUGCGGUUUUCCUCCAAAUCCUGAAAGAAUCUCAAAGAAACAUAACAUGAAUACUUUGGUAGUUUUUAAUUCUGUCAUUUAUAAAAUUUUCAAGUCCCCCUCGGUCUCAUUGUCCCCAUUUCCACCCUUCUAAAAGCUGGUGAACCAAUAAAGAACAAGGUCCAGUUACCUGAGACAAACGACCGCAUAAAAACCUGGACAGGUGUCUUCUAUCUUCCCUUGCUUCACUGUACUGUCAGGCACUUUAUGAGCUGUACCAAACUAUAAUCUGCUCCGCCUUCAACAUGUUCAUCCAUGACCACCGCUGAAUAUCUUUCACGCUCACAUUUCUGACACCUGCAGAAAGUAAAAGGGGAAUAAUACUUUGUGUCUCAGCUGGUCCAGUCUCAGGACAGACCACCACCUUUUCAGAACAAACCCAGACCCAGAUUAAUCUGAUGUUACAGUGGCAAUAUUGAAUCAAAAUUGAACAGUGCUUUAGAUUAUGCUGUUUUUUAGGGUGGGACACAACUUGGGAUGUUCUACGGCAACUUAUUUCCUCAUCCUCUGAAAUGACACAUCAGUUGUUUUCCUCAAAUCUCUGGCUGAUCGGUUUAUCUCAUGUGUUUUUUUUUUCUUGUGUUUACUGUUUGCCCGCACAAACCUGUGUGUUUGUGUGCAUCUGCUUGUGCGUGUACCGCCACCUCCCAUCCUAUGCCUGGUUGAAUGCUGUGUAACCAUUCCAGCGUGAGAUCACUGUGAGGUAUGACUGCUGCUUCUUUUGUCAAUAUCUCUUUUUUUAUCUACCAUUUACUCUUUUCUUUUUGCUGUUAUCCUCUCCUCUCCAUUUAAAAACAAAGACAAGUUUAAUCUUGUCUUUUUAUGUUUAUGUUUCAAUUUUUACUUCAUUGUAAGUUUUGACUUAAUUUUGAUGAAAAUACUCUUAACGACUGACUUUCACUUACACUGUUGUUAAAAACUGAAGGAUCUGAGCUCCUACACGUCUUUUCACAGGCUGCAGAUCCAACGUAUCAUUCAGCCUUUUCAAACCUGCAUUUGUAUCAUGUCAGGAAGUAGGAUAACAUUUUAUAAUACAUCACCUGUAGCCUGCCAGUCUUUCACCAAUGUGAUUGCUGCAGAAAAUAUUGCAGCCCCUGUCCUAGGGCUGGGCGAUAUGGCCUUAAAUCAGUAUCACAAUAUAUUGAGCAGUUCACCUCGAUAAUGAUAAAUGGACGAAAACUACUCCACAAGCUGUUCACCCCCUCCCACAUUUACUUCGUCUACUUCAGCCGCCGCUCCAAAACUACAACUUUCCUCUAUCUCCUCACCUUCGAGAUCUGAAUGAGCCGUAAACUUUGAAACAUUCUGUCACUUCUGGGCUUCUUAUCGUCAAGUUGGCCUAUGACAUUUUUUCUACCAGCCUACCCUUAUUUUGACCAGCUCUAACUGUUGCUGACAUAAAAAGAAUUCUCAAUUGCAGUAAUUCACUAAAUAUUUAAAAUCUGGAAAGCAAACUCUUCAAAAUGUGGUUGUACUGACAAAUGUGGCAUUAAAAUGUGGCCAUGGCUACCUAAUUAGGGAUUUUACACACAAGAUGUCCCUCUAGACCACCCCACUGGGCUACCGUCCUUCCCUGACUGACUUCUCCUUAUAUGUAGGGCUGGGCGAUAUGGCCUCAAAUGAAUAUCACGAUAUAUUGAGCAGUUCACCUCGAUAACGAUAAAUGGACGAAAACUACUCCAUAAGCUGCUCACCCCCUCCCACAUUUACUUCGUCUACUUCAGCUGCCGCUCCAGCUGCUACAACUUUUAAAAUGUCCUCCAUCUCCUCACCUGUCUUUCCCUCUUUGUUACAAACUGGAUGGGGUGGAGUCACAUCUCCGACAUAGGACAGCGUCUUAAAGGGACAUGAGACCAUAGCCUACCUAAACACAUUCAAAACCAACUUUUAUUGAUUGAUUUAUUCUGACACAGAAUAUAUUGACAUGGGCAAAAUGACGUUGGUUAUUGUCGGAAACAUUGAGUAUCAGUAAAUUUUCGGUUUAUCGCCCAGCCCUACCCUGUCCCGAAGCUUUCCAGACACACAGAUACAUUAUGCACAAAUCUGCCCCUUCCUUUUCCUCUCCCUCCUCUCCCCUCUCUCCUCUCUUCUCCUAAUGAUAUUAAAAUAAGAGCUCUUGCAGUCUUUAUCCUUGCGCUGAUCAACAUAUUCUACCUGCUCAGCUCAAGAUUAUUCGCAGAGUGAGCAGCUGAAGAGCCAUAUACUGUAUAUGUCCCUGAGAUAUUGGUUGAUAGCCUAAAAGAGGACCAGAGAUCGACUACUUUGGCACUCACACUGUGCAGAAACACACUCUGAACAAACACCUGUAUGAAACACUCACAGGUGUGUCAAAUAGCACAUCCUCAUAAAAAGUAAUGACUUUAAAAUUUCACAUCAGUUCUUCUGUCUGGUCAGGUAGCUCACACUGGUCCAAAAGCUGUUUGUUAGCUUCCUGCAGCGCACCUGUCUGAGCAGUAAAGAGUGACUAACCUGCACUUUCAGCUCCUAAAGUGGCCUGUUAGAGUGUGAAUGAAUGGAGCCACGUGAAGUGAACCCACUUUAAAAACAAAUUGAAUUGAGCUCACUCCUCCAAGUAUUUGCUUAGUGUUGCACAGCGGUGAUGUAGUGGAGCUGUUUCUCUGCUCUAAUGCUGUUUCUCUCUCUCUCCUAUUCUUUUUUUCUCCUCCUUCCUUUGUUUUUUAAUUCCCCUCCUGUAUUUUGUUUUUCAUUUCCUCCCUCAUUUUCUUCUUCACUUAAACUCAACAAAUGAAUAUCUGUCACCUUCUUCAGAGGAAGCUCCGCUGGGAUAUGUGAGGCUCGCCUUGUGCAUCCUCUUUUGUUGGAGUUUUGUAGAUGUGAUGAUGCACUCUGCUCUGUGCUGUAGGCUGUGUCAAACAAAAAAGCUUACAUGCUUGUUUGUUCGCUUUGAUGCCUUUCAGGACCAAAAUCACGGACACUCUUUAAACUUGAUUCAGCAAAAAAAAGCAUAAAAAUGACUUGCAGCAGUAGCAAAACAAAAGCAUGCUUUAUUUAUACAUGUUGAGACAGAGCAUGCAGAACAAAACAACAUGCUCUGUUAAUGAUAAAUGGCAGCAAAAGAACCGACUGAGUUUGUUUUACUGCUUCUUUACAAUACGCAUGUGUUUGAAAAUGUGCAAAUUUUCUGCAUUACUUGUUUCGCAUUAAGAUGAUUGCACAGACUGACUGAGUUGAUCUGAAAUGUAAAAUGUUUGCCUGGCAAGAGUAUCCCAGAAUGCCUUGCUACUUGUGCUGUUAUUUUUUUUUGGCAACAAGUUCUGCAGACACCAGCUAUCGUCAGCUUUACAAGCAGCAGUGAAAUUUAAAGGGAUAUUCUGGCGUAAAAUUAAUUUAGGGUCAAAACACACUGUAACACCAAGUUAGACGCCCCGUUGAGAGAUAAAUGUUGCCGACUGCUUGCUUCUCUAGUUGUACCUAGUUUAGUAACGACCAAACGAUAGUGAUACAGAGAGCCACGCGCUCAACCAAAAAGCCUCUAUAGCCACAAAUGAUGCUCAGAACAGCACCUAACUUCAUCAACAUAUAGGGUCCAAGCCACAGUACUAGCCAGCAAAAAUAUUUUUAACUUUGCCUGAUUUCUUUAGCAAAGAGACUAAACACAACUCAUCCACGCUCCUCCAGCAGCCGCUUGUUUGUAGUGAGACCUCAAACAGUCCGUUACCGAUUGCAGCGGGGUGACGCAGCUCAAGGAAGAACAUUUAUGAUAAUUUCUUCAUGGAAAUGCAAUCAGACUGAGACGCUAAGGCAGAAGAACUACCACGUCUGCAGUGCAAAAUGAUUAAUAUGGUGUUUAUUACUUCAAGGAAAUGAUAAAGUAAUGAUCAGAAAUGUUCUUUCUUGAGCUGCGUCACCCUGCUGCAGUCGAUGGACUCGCCCAGAGGGCUCCAUACAAACAAGCAGCUGCUGGGAGAGAGUGGUUAAGUUGUGUUUAGUCUCUUUGACUAAAGAAAUCAGGCAAAGUUAAAAAGAUGUUAGGUGGUUAGUGCUGUGGAUGGGACCCUACAUGUACUGUUGAUGAAGAUAUGUGCUGUUCUGAGCAUUAUUUGUGGCUAUAGAGUGGCUUUUUGGUUGAGGUUUGUGCGUGGAGACAUAGACCGCUGUGUAUCGCUAUCAUGCAGUUGUUACUAAAGUUGGUCUAACUAGAGAAGCAAGCAGUCGGCAACAGUCAUCUCUCGAGGGGGUGUCUAACUCUGUGUUACGGUGUGUUUGACCCUAAAUUAAUUUUACGCCAGAAUAUCCCUUUAAGCUAACAGCAGAUGAUCUAACAUCAGAGCCCAGAACCCGUUCAAGGAAAAACUACAAAACCAUAUCUACAAAUGUGUAUAAAUGUCAGUGGCAAUUUGUUAAAAUAGGAAUAUUAGUAAUAAGUAAAAAGAACUGGGCCAAAAGCAGACCCUUGUGGUACACCUUUGAUUAUAAUCUCAUUUUGUAGUGAAUGGACACUACUUCUUCAAACUAAUACAUGUAUUUUCAUGAGUCACAAUUGUCUGGAUGUUGGUAGACAGUUGUCCAGUAAGAUCAAAUAAAGUCAUUUUCUAAAAAGGCUCAUUAGAUAUUUAACAAACUCAGGAAGAUACUUGAUAACAAAGAUCGACUAGAAAUCUACUCCCUGCUGUUAGAUUAUGUAGGUGUCAUUCUUUCACUGGUCCCUCUGAAUCUGUAUCUUUGCAUGUUUGAUGUUGGCAGGUCAGCUCUGGCCUCAGCUCAUCAAGGUCAGCCUUUACCCAAAACCCUCAGCGUGAUGGAGAGCACGCCACAGGUCCGCGGCAUGCACACUAUCAUCAGGUCAGAAUUCACACUCAUGAGCAUCCGCACCCAGACUUGAUCUAAAGCGGCAGAGGUGGAGUUAUUAUCCUGUAAUAGUUACUCCUUAUUAUGACUGGAGCGCUGUCAGUGACACAAUCUCUAUCACGUUUCCUCCUGACCUCUGUGUGUCCGUGUAGGAACAAGGAGACGAACAGGGAUGAGUUUAUCUUCUACUCCAAAAGAUUAAUGAGGCUACUGAUUGAACAUGCCCUCUCCUUCUUGCCUCUCAAGGUGAGUUUUUUACUAUGACAGAGCCAUGAUAAAAUGGAUCACUGCUUCCAUUUUGGACUAAUUACCAGGUGUGAAAAGGAUUUUCUUCACUUUUUAAGAAAUAUCUUUAAGUUUCUUUUGCAAACACCAGGUGUAAUUAUUGCUCUACGUCCUUUCUUCUCCAGCCCGUGUCCGUGGAGACGCCUCAAGGUGGCAUCUAUAACGGCAAGAGGCUGAGCGGCAAAAGAGUAAGUCUGUGUCCUUGAUUUGGGUUUUUACCAUCAAGGUCCAGUCCAUGUUUAAUUUAUGAGCAUCUAUUACCAAGCUCCCCUCAUGAAUGGAUGGUAUAUGGUGACGUAGGGCUUCUGCAGAUGACCGCAUUGAUCAAAAUAAACUGUAAACAUGGUGAAAACAUUGAAUUCCAUUUGUGUGCGGUUUUCAGAUCACAGGUGUGUCCAUCCUGAGAGCAGGAGAGACCAUGGAGCAAGCUCUGAUGGCCGUGUGUAAGGACAUCAGGCUGGGAAAGAUCCUCAUCCAGACUAAUCAUGAUACAGGGGAACCAGAGGCAUGUCGGACUUAGUACUAUAAUCUGUUCUUGUGUUAACUUAUUAACAUACAGCCAUGAAAUUUCUAAUGAAGUAGUCAAAUCAGGCAGAUCUGCUCAUACAGUCUAAGAACAACUCUCCUUGACUGAAGAGACUCAACUAAAGUCCUGAUAAGAAGAACACUAACAAGAUAAAAUACAAGAUAAAAUAUGAGAAUAAGACAAAAUAAGACUGUCCUCUCUCCUUCCUCUAGCUUCACUACCUCCGCCUGCCUAAAGACAUCACUGAAGACUACGUCAUCCUGAUGGACAGCACUGUGUCCACUGGAGCUGCAGCUCUCAUGGCCGUCAGAGUGCUGCUGGUACGUCCACACAAUCAUGUAAAAACACUGUCUGAUGGAUGUCUGUUAGUUGACGUAGUUUCCUGUUAGUUUGCUGGAAAACUCCACAUUUGCAUCAACAAAUUUAACGACUCAGAGUACAUUUUCUCAUUUAACUCCAGUAGAGACGAUUGGAUUUAAACUUGGAUCUGGUUUUGUGAUGGUAUUCUGAUGCUUCCUGCAACCUGUGACCACAGAUACUUGAUUAGUUAAUUAAUCAAUGUCUGUGUUUAUCUUUCAGCUUCUAGAUAACACAACUUUGGUUUUUGUUCACUUUAACAAAACCUUAAUUUAAACCAACACCUCAGAUUGUGGAUUUCCUUUCUGAUCCCCCUUUAAAAUCUGCUCCAGGUCAUUCCCAAAACAUCGAAUUUUAGUGUCCUCGGUAAGACAGUGAAUCUCAGAAAAUGAGACACAGACUAAAUAUCAUUCAUGUUUCAAAAAGAACAAUUCAGGUCCCAAGACUGACCCCUGUGGAAUACCACAGAUCACUUUUUUAUACUGUAGUGACACCAAAUUUAAAACUGAUCUACUUUUGACAGUUUAUAUGUGGCUUUGAUUUUUGAUUUGAACAGUCAAACUUUAACAAACAUCCAAAAGACAGUGAUAUGUAGGAGAGAAAAAAAUCAUCACAUCAUCGUGUUUGAUUAGCUUGAACCUCUACAAAAACAAAUCCUUUACUCCAUCCUCAAUUUUCCCCUUUAGGAUCAUGAUGUAGCAGAGGACAAGAUCUUCCUGUUGUCCCUCUUGAUGGCGGAGAUGGGGGUCCACUCGGUGGCGUACGCCUUCCCUAAAGUACGCAUCAUCACCACCGCCGUGGACAAGGAGGUCAAUGACCAGUUCCACAUUAUUCCAGGAAUCGGUGAGGGAGAAACAUUACGUCUCUUUGGUUAAUAAAGAGAUGUGUUUUAUGUUAGAGGAGGAGUGUUUCCAGUAAACCAAAGCAAUGACACCUCUGAGUUUAAAAGAGAAAUAAGUGAACAUCUCGCCAACCGACCUUGCAGAGCUGUUAGAGCUAAACAGCUCGGUUAUGUACGCCAGAGUCAGCCAGGACAAAACUUUAUGUAUUAUCCUCCUGAACCUUUAUUGGCAGGCUGUGAAGGGCAAUAAGAAAAUGUGAUGCAUGAAUCUAUCAGAGGAGGUGAUAAAUGAUAAAUCAACACUGAAUCACACUGAGCAGGAAGAUGCUGCUGCUGCGGCUCCUCUCUGUGGGUCUUAAAUGUUCAACAUGCUGCAACGGCUGAAAGGAUUAGACAUGCGCUGGUUCAUCUCACUUUAAAAGAUUCAGCCAUCAACCAUAAGUUUUGGAUGAAGAUUUAGCUUCAAAAACCCUUUUUUAGAAACCAGUGAGAGACAGUUAUAUUAGCAAAGCUGUCAGAGCGUCACAGAAGUCACAAUGCUGCCUCCCAAAUCUGACAGAAACGGUGUAAAAUUAUAAAUAAAUAGACAACAAGCUGAUUGUUUUUAUCAAGAAGAAUAUGAGCAGAUAGUGUUCUGGUGAAAGACGCUCAGUUCAGGCAGCUUUGAGUGGAGAAGUUUAAACCAGGAGAAGGGGAACAGGACACAUGGAAACAAAGUAGUGAUCAGCAGAGUGAUGCUAGGACAAAAGAUGUAAAAGGUCAGCCUGACACCUACAUAGCUCAGUGAUUUCCCAUUACACUACAUCCAUUUAUUAAACACUCUGUACUUCCUCUUGUAAAGGAAUGAAUUCGUGUUUCAGAUUUAAUUAAAUAGCUCCCAAGAUUCAAAGGUUGGUAACUUUAUCUGUUAGUCUCCCGGUGGAAUUGAGCAUUAGUGAUGUUAAACUAGAUAUUUUCAUUCAGGGUAAAGUCAAAGCACUUGUAUUUUUUCUGUUUGUAGUUCGAGUUGCUACAUUAAACAGACCCUGAUUUGGGUCUAUUGCUCUCUAACUUCUCAAGUCUGUUGACCUUUUACUUCCCGCUGCCAGAGCCCACAUUAUGUUCUGUUUUGUUCAAUUCAGCUGAUGUCUCCUUCAAUUUGCUUCUUUUUAUUCCUGUGUCCUCUCUUCUCCCCCUGCUCACCCUGUUUUUAAAGCCCCAUCCUGUUCAGUCACUUGGAGAGAAGAAGCACCAUAUAUUCACCUGUUAUCUUUCUGUUUACGAAGGUAAUUUUGGAGAUCGUUACUUUGGCACCGAUGCUCCGUCAGACUGGUGCGAGAGCGAUGAGGGGAUGGACUUCUGAGGAGAGAGUUCUUCGCGGGAUGUGCGGGACUGUUACAAAAAGUACUUAGAGCUGUGAAAGCAGUGAAAACAGACACUCCUCGCAGGAUUCAAACGCUCCAUCAACAUCCUCCUGAUCAAAAAGGUGAUCCUGUAAUCGCUGCUACCUGCUCACCUGAGAGGGACGAGUGUGUGGUUACAUGAGCGCAAGUUACCCACUAUUAUUCUGAAUAUGGAAGAGGUCAAGUACGCAGCAGAUUGCAUUUGGAUAUCCUGAAUUUGACUAGAUUUAGAUCAAAAUAUUCCAGAUAUUUGCCUAAUCGAAGCAUUAUGCACACAUCAGUUUGGGGCUGAAGCAAACUUUGCAACACAAGACCUCUUGCUUCUAUGCAAAGCCAGAAAACCAACUGAAGGUAUUGGAGAGUUCAUGGCUGCAUAGAAUCGUUUUUUUACAAGCCAUGAACUUUGUGGAUUGGGGAUAAAGUUUUCUUCAGGGUGAGGGCUUCACCAAAAUAGCUGGUUUGUGUAUGAGAGUGCUUUCACACACGUGCAAGCUCAUGAAGAUUUUCCAAAAAUGUGUAAUGACGAUAUAGGUCUUUGUAACCUGGUAGUUAGAAUUCAUCCUUGGGCAAGCAAUGUGAAAGAGGCUGAAGAGACCUCAUCUGCUGCUACUGGGUGUUGUCAUUAUGUUUAAGCAUGUCAGCCAUAUUGAGGUGUGUAGUAUCAGCUUAUAAACUUUUACAGUGUGUUUCUGAGGUGCAACAUGCUUUGGAGAUGUGGCUUAAAGCACUCAUUUCGAGUUAUCUUAAUCCUCAGCUUUGGUGAUAUCCUCCAAGAGUGAAGAUAUCCUCAUGUAUAAUAUCAUAUCAAAGCAGCGUGCUCUUUUCAAUGCACUGUUUUGUUUAUUAAGCCUCAGACAGCACACGCUAUGAGGUUUUAAAAUCAAUGAUUUAAUCCACUUGUUCAUUUUCAGAAGGUUGUGCAGCUCAACUUAGAUACUUGAAUAUGAUUUGGAUGAUGCUGCUGUUGGUAUGUUCUUGUCCCUGAGGUUUAGGAGGAAAUGUUUUUGGGUCCUUUUACUGUCUUAAUUUUUGAGUGUCCUUUCAGGAGUUUGCACAGUAAAGGCUCAUUCUCUUCAUAAAAUAGACAUUGUAGAAAAAUAAUAGUUGAGAAAGAAAAUCUGAAGCUAAAGAGGAAUGAUCUUUUGUAAUCCGUGCAAUCAAGCCCUUAUUUCAUUCCUGAUCAGUGCAUCCAGACAUUUCUUUUGCACAAAGGCGCAGCAGUAAAACUGAAUAAAACCUGAUUUUUCAAGUAGAUUCUGUAUAGAUAAUUCUAGGAGGAAUCUAAGCUAACAGGUUGAUGUUUUGUCAUUUUUAGAGUUAGAUGUAUAGUUAGUUUGUAUUGUCUUUUUUACGUUAUAUUUUUAGCUUGAAGUUUUCGUAAGAGUUAUAGUUGUUACAGCUUUGCUUUGCCAAUAAAGCUUCAGCUUUCUGUACUGUACAAUAAUUUAAUCUCAGGCAAAGAACCAGGAAUUAUACUUGAAGAAGAUUGAGCGAUGAAUGAGGGAAACAAUCAAACAUGGUAGCUUAUUUUUAUGUUAUAUUUGUCUUUUAAAUGUCAGUGCUGUGUUUAUGUGCUGCCAUUGCUUAAUCUGCACUUGUAUUAAUUCACCAUCGUUCAAAGUUAAAGGACUAACCUGCAACAUCUGGUCGUUGUGUUUGUUUAUAUCGUACCCUGUUGCUAGGUUACAAAGGUUGUCUCGAGCCACUUCAGCUUCUGGUUUUCGCAUCGGCAACCGUUUCGUCCGGUUUAAAAAAACAUGUACAGUAAAUGUAUGCUGAAAUCGUCUUACACUGUACAAAAAAAGUUGUAAAAAGAAAAAUGAAAAUCCUCGAAAAAGCGAGUUUGGUUAGUCUGCAGUUCGCCGCCCCUGUCCACAAUAUUAAUAUACAAAGUCCCGCCCCCUUCUUGGUUUUGACUGGUCGGGUAGAUGUGAUGUAAGACAUUUAGUUAUUUAGAUUUUUGAUGAAAAUAAACUUGAAACACGGUGUACACAAUCCUUUAAUUAAGAUUGUUAUGGUGUGGUCUGUUACAGGCUGUAUUUAAACUGCUGUUGUAUUGAUCCGUGAUUAUAAACGAUAAUCUAAUCAGGAAAAAAGACAAAACCAAAUAUCACCAGCUCCUCAUGUUUGGGGUUUGACGAAAAAAAAACAUAACUAUAGAACAAGUAUAAUCACUCAAAGGUACACAUAGAUGUACUUUUUCAGUGGCUAACAGCAGUAUUUCAUUAACUGCAUAACCUGUUGACAAUAUGCAGAAAUUGUUCAGUUUUGAGGAGUUUACUCAUAAUGUUUUUUUGGUUUGUUUUUGAUGCUUUUUGCAGCUAUUUUUAAAUAGUUUUAUUUAUUUAUUCUGCUACAUGUAUUUUUUUUUUAUUUGGCAAAUUACAGCCAGCUGUCUUUGCCACUUAAAGUUUGAUUAUUAAUUCACUGUAGUUCUGCAAACGUCCAAAUCAGACGAGUCUUUUUCAUUUAAUUUUGUUUAUCUGUCUUUAACAGGACAAGCCAAGUUGAACUGAGGAUGUCCAUUAAGGCCACUAGUUUAGACUUAUCAUGCUGUACAGCUGGAUGUGUUCGAUAGAUCCACUUUUACUGCGUGUUUGUAUGUGAAAGCCUACUAUAAUUACAGAGUACAAUCUCAGACUGCUCUGUAUGUGUCAUCAGAUAACUGUGGUUUUGAUCUGGCGGUAUAUGAAUAAAAAUAACCUCUCGACUGCAUUAUUUGUCAGAAGUUUUAUGAGUUAUUUCUCAAUCAAAGCUACAACUUCUUACCAGAUUUAGUGAAAAUUAGGCAGGAAGCUUUUCUAUAAAUCUGUUGCUACAAAAUAGGAAGAAAUCUCUGGAU
Xyrichtys novacula (pearly razorfish) is the source of this 27109-nucleotide messenger RNA. The record is from the annotation of a GenBank genome assembly. NCBI's taxonomy places the organism in Eukaryota, Metazoa, Chordata, Actinopteri, Labriformes, Labridae.